UCAUAUAUUAUUGUUAAAUCAGAUAAUCCAAUAGUUUUUUUGACAAAAAAAAAGAGAAAAUCUCUUAUUCAAAAAAGAAAAUUUUCUAUUACCUUGAUCAUAUAAAAGAGCAAGGUCACGUAAAAUAAUUCAUACGAUCAUAAACAUAUUCGGUAUUGUUUUUUAACGAUGACGUUAAAAUGCUCUAAUAUAAUUCGAAAAAGUAAUAUAUUAUUAUUAACCGCGUAUUUCUUAAGAAGAUAAGUUGUGAUUUUCUAACGACAACGACACGGCGAUAACGACCGUGGUGAUACAGUAGCAGUAGCAGUAAUAGUAGCAGUAACAGUAGCAGUAGCAGUAGCAGUAGCAGAAACCGAAGUCGAAGUCGAAGUCGAAGCCGAAGCAGUCAACGAUAGCGGACAGCUGCGAUCGAAGGACAUGAAUAGGUGUGACAAGGAAGGAGAUAGAAAUAAGAGUGUUUCGGAGAAAGCAAAAGGGAGAAGACCAUAAAUACGCAAGAUUAGAACAUUUUCAUCAUUACUUUUCUGUCCUUUGUGUCUGGAUUGGACGCAGGAAACAUGUUAUUAAACGAUCUGUUACAGAUUGAGGAAGAAAAAUCAAAGUGUACAAGCAUAAAAUAAAGCAAAGGAAAUAUUGAGAUUGAUUAUUCUUGCCUUACCUUUACUUAAGGAAUAAACCAGCAAGCAAUUAUAUUAAAAAAAGAAUCAUAGUUCUAAGAGGGAGCAAAAGCAAAGAUUAAACGUAAUAGUGGUAAAUGCGGUGGUUGAAGGAGAUAUGGACCCAUCAAUGUUCGUUGCUUACACCCCUCAAACAAAUGGAGUUCCAUUGGAGUCCAAACUUGCUACCUACAUGAAUCGUCAAAGUCCUGGGACAACAUUAAAUACUAACGCAGUAACAAAACAUCUAUCCAAUCUUUCCCUUGAUUCGCAGAAGAAAGUAACUGCCAGCCCAGAAUUUGUACCAGGGAGAGGUUUAACUGGUAGCAAUAGCAGUUCCCCUAAUCUUUUUAAUAAUUCCUAUCAUUCCCAAGAAAAUGUAGGUGGCACAACUUAUUUUUAUCUUGGCAAUGCUAGCACAGAUGCUGUUGGAGGGGAAGAGGGAACGGAAGGUAUUGCUACUAUGGGAACAGGUCAAGCAGGCUAUGUAUAUCCAGGUACACCGGCUCAUUUGCAACCUGUCAAACCAUCCAAGACUUCUUCGUCAAGUAGCUCCUCUGCCCCUUCCACACCCCCGCCGCAAGCAGCUCCUAGCUAUUUUAUCAGUGAAAGUUUACGAAUGGACAUUCUGCAAAAGAAUGCUUUAGUAUUAGCUCAACCCGAUGUGGUGAGAUUUCCUGACCUACCAAAUGAGGUAGACAAUUAUCACGAGUUAUGUCCAUUGGAACCUACUCAUAAGCCAGCUUCUACAGUACUUGGAUAUCAAACUUCGACGUAUAAAGCAACCAGUAUAAAAAGUGGUACACGUUAUUGUUUACGUCGUGUUCAUGAUUUCAGACUCGCAAAUACAAAAUGUAUGGUUUUGGUUGAUAUGUGGAAAAGACUAGCGCACACUAAUUUAGUUCAAUUAAGAGAGGUCUUUACUACUAAGGCCUUUGGCGAUCAUUCCAUGGUAUUCGUAUAUGAUUAUCAUCCUGGAUCAGAGACAUUAUUAAACAAGCAUUUUUCAUCGACUGAAUUGAAUGGUUAUACCGAUCCAUUUUCUUCGGAUCCCAAUGCUCCACGUCCGUAUAGUCAUACAAAAAAUACUAUUCUUAGGCAACAACAUAGUAGCAUGCUUCCUGAAAGUGUUAUUUGGAGUUAUAUCAUUCAACUCACUGCUGCCCUACGUGUAAUUCAUGCGGCAGGCUUGGCAUACAGGUGUUUGGAUCCCACCAAAGUAUUAUUAACGUCACGUACACGGCUUCGUUUGAGUUGCGUCGCUAUACCGGAUGUUGUUACAUUUGAUGGAACUGCAACAAAUCCACUUACACUCAUACCUCAUUAUCAACAAGAGGAUUUAAUAGCACUAGGAAAGUUGGUAUUGGCUUUAGCAUGUCGCAGUCUUCUUGCCGUCCAUCGCGACAAUAUGCAGGCCUCUCUCGAGCUCGUCGCACGAUCCUACUCCACCGAUCUUCGAAAUCUCAUAUUGUAUUUACUUUCAAAUCAAGCUCGAAGAAGUGUAACAGAUCUCAUGCCAAUGAUUGGAGCACGCUUUUAUACUCAAUUAGAUGCUGCUCAACUUAGGUCUGAUGUACUCGAGAAUGAGCUUGCCAAGGAAUUAGAAAAUGGAAGAUUAUUUAAGUUACUCGUUAAAUUGGCUACCAUCAAUGAAAGACCAGAAUUAAAUAUGGAACCCACUUGGGCAGAAACUGGUGAUAGGUAUAUGCUCAAAUUAUUUAGGGAUUAUGUUUUCCAUCAAGUAGCCGCAGAUGGAAGGCCUUGGUUAGACAUGGCACAUGUUGUCUCUUGCUUAAAUAAGCUUGACUCUGGAUCUCAUGAUAAGAUAUGUUUGAUGUCACGGGAUGAACAAAGUGUAUUAGUUGUAAGUUAUGCAGAAUUACGACAAUGUUUGGAAACUUCGUUUGGGGAAUUGGUACAAUCGACAAAAGAUGCUGUCUAGGCCAAUAAUCUUUUUUUAUUAGCCAGAUACAUACUCCGAACCAUAAAUGUGAUAUCACCAUUUAGCGGUACUAUCAUUUUAAACUUUAUAAAUAUAUUUAAGAAAGUGUGCGAAUACAACAGAAUUCAUGUGACGAUAUAAGAGAAUGAUACAGUUUGUAAACAUGAUUUUCAAAAGUCGCGAAUCUGUAGAUGGAUAUUUCUUCUCAAUUAUAAUACAUCUAACAUACAUACGCAAGGGAAUCAUGUGAUAAAAUGUAAAUUGGUAAAGGUUUGAAUUUGCUGUGGAAUCCAUUAUGGUACUAUACAAAACAAAAGUGUACACAUAACUUAAUAAUGCAAAAAGUCUUAAGAUAUCUUAAGAAAACACCUAAAACACUGUUGGUGUAAUAGGUUAGAGAUCUUAGUCUUUAGGAUACAGCUGGUAAGCAUUAAUUUUGAAAUAAAUGUUUAUUUUUGAAAGCAAUCUUAA
Messenger RNA from Polistes dominula (European paper wasp), 3069 nucleotides. RefSeq names its product Poly(A) specific ribonuclease subunit PAN3 (gene PAN3). The record is from RefSeq and is a predicted model, not a curated record. Gene Ontology annotation, molecular function: protein kinase activity; ATP binding; poly(A) binding. Gene Ontology annotation, biological process: nuclear-transcribed mRNA poly(A) tail shortening; mRNA processing; protein phosphorylation. NCBI's taxonomy places the organism in Eukaryota, Metazoa, Arthropoda, Insecta, Hymenoptera, Vespidae. Gene Ontology annotation, cellular component: PAN complex; P-body.